This is a messenger RNA of Dipodomys spectabilis (banner-tailed kangaroo rat), 1751 nucleotides long. RefSeq names its product ribosomal oxygenase 2 (gene Riox2). Gene Ontology annotation, molecular function: histone H3K4 demethylase activity; histone H3K36 demethylase activity. The record is from RefSeq and is a predicted model, not a curated record. Gene Ontology annotation, cellular component: nucleolus. Lineage: Eukaryota; Metazoa; Chordata; Mammalia; Rodentia; Heteromyidae. The coding region runs from base 61 to 1452 and encodes 463 amino acids. The transcript is spliced from 10 exons.
GCGCACUACAGGCCGUGCGAGGUUUGUAUCUUCUCUCUGCUUUGUCUUGAAGACCGAGCAAUGCCAAAGAAAGCCAAGCUUGCAAGGAAGGAACAGGGACCUGUUCCCUGUAAGCAGGCGAAGGUGGAGGCAGCUUGUACACCUUCCAUCUUAAACUUUGCCAACCCCAGUAGUCUCUUUGAAAGUUUAAUCUCACCCAUCAGGACAGAGACAUUUUUCAAGGAAUUCUGGGAGCAGAAGCCCCUUCUCAUUCAGAGAGAUGACCCUACACUGGCCACAUAUUACCAGUCCCUGUUCAGGCUAACAGAUCUGAAGAAUCUAUGCAGCCAGGGUAUAUAUUAUGGAAGAGACGUGAAUGUAUGCCGGUGUGUCAAUGGGAAGAAGAAGGUUUUAAAUAAAGAUGGCAAAGCACACUUUUUUCAAUUGAGAAAAGAUUUUGAUCAGAAAAGGGCAACAAUUCAGUUUCACCAACCACAGAGAUUUAAGGAUGAGCUUUGGAGGAUCCAGGAGAAGCUGGAAUGUUACUUUGGUUCUUUGGUCGGCUCAAAUGUGUACAUUACCCCUGCAGGCUCUCAGGGCCUGCCUCCCCAUUAUGAUGAUGUUGAGGUUUUCAUCCUGCAGCUGGAGGGAGAGAAGCACUGGCGCCUCUACCCACCCACGGUGGUCCUGGCACGAGAGUACAGUGUGGAGGCUGAGACACAGAUUGGGAAACCGACACAUGAGUUCACUUUGAAGCCGGGUGAUUUGUUAUACUUUCCCAGAGGGACCAUCCAUCAGGCAGAUACUCCUCCAGGGCUGGCCCACUCUACUCAUGUGACCAUCAGCACCUACCAGAACAAUUCAUGGGGAGACUUCCUUUUGGACACCAUUUCAGGGCUUGUGUUUGAUACUUUAAAGGAAGAUAUGGACUUACGGACUGGAAUACCCCGACAGCUGCUCAUGCAGGUGGAACCUACAACUGUGGCAACAAAAAGAUUAAGUGGCUUCUUGAGGGUUCUUGCAGACCGGCUGGAGGGCACAAAAGAACUGCUAUCAUCAGACAUGAAGAAGGAUUUUGUUAUGCACAGACUCCCCCCUUACCAUGCAGGAGAGGGAACAGAGCUGUUGACGCCAGAUGGAAAGUUACCAAAGUUGGACAGUACAGUGAGACUACAGUUCAGAGAUCACAUAGUCCUCACUGUCGGACCAGAUCAGAAUCCAUCUGAUGAAGCUCAACAAAAAAUGGUUUAUCUCUAUCAUUCUCUAAAGAAUAGGAGAGACACACACAUGAUGGGAAGUGAGGAGGAAACAGAGUUUCAUGGACUUCGCUUUCCUUUAUCACAUGUGAAUGCACUGAAGCAAAUUUGGAGCAGUUCAGCUAUUUCUGUCAAGGACCUGCAACUCAGCACAGAUGAGGAAAAGGAGAGCCUGGUGUUAUCCCUCUGGACAGAAUGCUUAAUCCAAGUCAUAUAAUGCCUGCACAGAAGCAAAUUGGAUUCUGCUGUAUUCUGAGCGUGUAAAGAAGACGUAAUGCCUGUUGCUGUGUGUCAACACUUAGGGCAGGAAUACACAUAGCAGCCAAAGAGGAAAAGGCAUUCGUUCUUACGUGCGUAUGUGCUGUACUAAUAGACACAUGAGAGAGAAAUCUGCAACUUACUAAGUUACCCAAAAUGUGACAAAGCCAUACUUUUGAUGAGUUUAUUUAAUCCAGUGUGGUAGAAAAGGCACAACUCCAAUAAAUGUAUUGUGUAGAAUAAAUGUCAUUAACCUGG